AUGUCCAAAGAUGAAAAAAAAAUAAUAGAGGUUCUAAAGGAAAAAAUUGAAAAGACCAAAUUACACGUUUUAACGUUUGCUACUCAUGAACAAGGCUAUUUCAAAACCUUAAAAGAAAGUUGCAAAAUUUUAAAUAUCGAUUUAAAGGUAUUAGGAAUGGGAAUAAAAUGGAAAGGUUUUAUAGAGAAAUUGAUUAAGGUAAAAGAAUAUUUAAAAUUAUGUAACGAUAAAGAUAUAAUCCUUUUUGUAGAUGGUUUUGAUACAUUUUUUGUUCAACCAGCAAAUGUAAUUAUUGAAAGAUAUCUUAUGAAUUAUGACAAUUUUUUUGUUUGUACUAGUGAAGGUGCAUAUUCAAGUAAUAUCCUUUUUUUACGUAUUAUUGAAAAAAUGCAUUUGGUUUUUCACAAUAGUAUUUUUAAAUAUAAUGAUAAUAUCGAAUGGGAUUCUUUACACAUAAAAGAAAAAUACAAAGAUUUCAACUUUUUUCAUAAUAAUUUAAAUCUAUUAAAUUCAGGUGGUUGGAUAAGCAAUGUUUUCUUAGCAAAAAAAAUUCUACAAUAUAUACCUUCCUUUAUUGAUAAUGAUCAAGUGUUUUUAACAAACCUAUAUUUGGAUUGUAAUUAUUUAUUGAAAUUACAAGAAAAACAAUCAUUAAAUGAUACACAUAGUAAAAGAGAUUUAAAUUUUGAUCCUCAAAAUAAUUUGAAAUAUUAUAAUAAAAUUAUAAUUGAUAAUCAUAAUAUCAUUUUCCAUUUAUUCAGAGGUAAACGUAAUUUAAUGUUGCUAGAUUAUGGUGACUGUGUAAAUCACUUCCCUUUUAAACCUUUGAUUAAUAUAUAUAAUAUUCAAGGAGAUGAACAAAUUAAAAAAAAUAAUGAUAUAAAUGGUAUAAAUGGUAUAAAUGGUGUAAAUGAUAUAAAUGGUGUAAAUGAUAUAAAUGGUAUAAAUGGUAUAAAUGGUAUAAAUGAUAUAAAUGGUAUAAAUAGUAUGAAUGAUAUAAAUGAUGUAAAUGAUACAAAUGAAUAUUUGCAUGAACAAAAUAGCCAAAAUCAAUAUUUGCAUGAACAAAAUAGCCAAAAUCAAUAUUUACAUGAACAAAAUAGCCAAAUGAAUUCACAAAAUAAUAAAAUAAAUUGGAAAAAUCGGAUAUAUAUAUUUUUUAUGAAAAAAUUUUUUGGAAAGAACGAUAAUUAUAAUAAUGAUGGUUCUUUGAAAAAAAUAGAAAUUGUAAAAGAAAGCAACAAGGAUAGAAAUGAAUGGAAGAAGAAAAGAACAAUUUUAGAUAACGUAUACAUGGGAAAUACGAUAAGAAAGAUUGGACAAAUUGAAAAUACCUUUAAUUAUUCUAUAAUUGAUAUGCACACACACACUUCGCCUUGCAUUCUUCAUAUGCAUUGUCUUAGAAAUGUUGAUAAUAUAAUUCAUAAGAUGGGUUUGAAAAAUAAGUAUACAUCUACUUGGUAUAGUCGUAUUUGGUAUUUAUUUUAUAGUUUAAAAGGUACGUUAAAUUUCAAUUAUUUUAGUCUAUUGUUUUCAACAACGGUUGGUUUUAUAUCUUUUUUUUUAAUUUAUAUAAAAUAUGUUUUACAAAUUUUAAUAUAUAUAGAUAAUAAUUUCAGAACUAAUAAAAUGCUUUGUUUAAACAAAAUGAUGUUUUUAUUGAAUGAUAUUGAAUUCUCUUGUGUCUUCACAUUUAUAUUAUCUAUAUUGUAUUGGACAUUUUAUAUAUUUAACAAAUCUAUAUGA
Plasmodium reichenowi is the source of this 1746-nucleotide messenger RNA. Its product is annotated as procollagen lysine 5-dioxygenase, putative. The transcript has a single exon. The record is from RefSeq and is a predicted model, not a curated record. Bases 1 to 1746 code for a protein of 581 amino acids. NCBI's taxonomy places the organism in Eukaryota, Apicomplexa, Aconoidasida, Haemosporida, Plasmodiidae.